Molecule: messenger RNA, 327 nt
Organism: Trichoderma harzianum CBS 226.95
Lineage: Eukaryota; Fungi; Ascomycota; Sordariomycetes; Hypocreales; Hypocreaceae
Exons: 1
Coding region: 1-327 (108 amino acids)
Source: RefSeq, a predicted model, not a curated record
AUGAAGUCUAUUCUGGCUAUUCUUACCCUCGCUGUUGGCCUUGCCCUUGCCGACACUUUAACCAUUGAUCUCCACGCCAACGGUUGCGACGAUACUCCCUUCCAAUCCUUCACAAUUGGAAAUAUUGGAGAAUGCCACCCUGCUCGUCAAGCAUUCAACUCUUUCGUCCAGCGCAACAUUGCUCAGAGUUUCUUUGGCCGCAACCUGGGCAUCCGAGCCUUCCGUAACAACGACUGCACCGGCCCAUCCAGCACCGACUCGUUGUCCAACACUCGCCAAUGCGUUGGUAAUGAAGGCGCUAGCUUUAUGCUCACUACCAGGGACUAA